This is a messenger RNA of Drosophila guanche, 1265 nucleotides long. RefSeq lists its product as uncharacterized. The record is from RefSeq and is a predicted model, not a curated record. The transcript has 2 exons. Lineage: Eukaryota; Metazoa; Arthropoda; Insecta; Diptera; Drosophilidae. The coding region runs from base 67 to 1182 and encodes 371 amino acids.
CUGAGCUCAGUGCAAUUCGGGCAUCCAAAGUGUUCACAAGUGAUACGAGAUUCGCAAAUAUCGAAAAUGAAGGCCGCUAGUCUAUGGAGCAGCUUCGCUAGCUUGCUCCUGCUCUGUGUCGUGAUGGGAACAGCUUAUCCCAGUGCCGAGGGACCCAGCCAGUGGGUAAUGGAGCAGGCCAGGGCGCUGCAAAUCGAUGACGAGAUUCUGGGGGAGUUGUGGCGCACUAAGCAGCCGGUGGUUAUCACUAAGCCGGACGCAGAGGGUCAGAUGUGCACAGUGACCUACGAGCUAUCGGCGGACGGAACGAGCAUCUCGCGAACUACAACGAGGGAGGCUCCGCCGGCAAGGCUGGAAACGAAUGUGGAUGCGGCUAAGCCCAACGAGGAGUGGGAGAUACUGCCCAAUCGACUGCAUCGACAGUUUACCCCGAAUCUGGGCGCGGACUUUGGAUUUUCAUUGGGGAAUGGCUUUGGCAGCACCUUUGGCAGCUUCGGAGGCUCGAACGGUUUUCCCCAGUGGCCAACUCAUUGGCCAUCUUUUAACCUGCCACCCGGGGUAACGCCACGUACAACCACCAAGACCGAGGUGGACGAUCAAGGACGCACUGUCACUUCUACUUCUAGCUUCUACAGCGGCCCGCUGCAACCAGGAACUAAUCUAUUCGAGGCGAAGUUUCCCAGUUCGGCAGCUCCCAAUCCCAACCCACUACCUCCCCCACCACUUCUGCCCACACAACCCUUCCCGGGACAAGCGUCGCCACCCAAUCGGCCUUCAUUCAGCCUUCCCCUUCCUGUUCUGCCUAGUCCCCGUUCGACUACACCUCUGCCCUCACUAGCUCCUGGCUUUGGACUGGAUAUGUUAACUACCACACCACUCCCGUCUCUCGACGAUUUUUUGCAGCAGCAGACGACCCCCAGAGUAGAGGGAAACUCUGAUGAGAGAGUUCCGCCUCCACUGCCCACGAGACGACCACUGGCGAAUGCUCCACAGGAAGGCGACAAGUCCAUCGAGGAAUAUCUAUCGAAGGUGAACCUCAGCCCCUCGGAUAUAUUGUCACAGAAUGGAGAAGUGGUCAAGACCAUUGUGGAUAAGGAUGGUCGCGUCCUGAGUGCCAGGUUUGUCCUCAGCACUGUCAAAGAGGAGGAUCAAAGGCCUCAGGAGACACAGCCCACAAAGUGAAUUCAUUUUGACACAGACAAACUUCGUAGGAAUUUCCAUUCGAGGAAAUACUUUGAGCAUAAACAAAUAAAUAAUUUUCUAAA